Molecule: messenger RNA, 3151 nt
Organism: Morus notabilis
Lineage: Eukaryota; Viridiplantae; Streptophyta; Magnoliopsida; Rosales; Moraceae
Product: beta-galactosidase 8
Exons: 19
Coding region: 351-2888 (845 amino acids)
Biological process (GO): carbohydrate metabolic process
Cellular component (GO): cell wall; vacuole
Molecular function (GO): beta-galactosidase activity; carbohydrate binding
Source: RefSeq, a predicted model, not a curated record
AGAAGAAGGAAGAAGACGACGACACGCAAAAGCAGAAGAAACAGAGUGAAGCAAAAGUAAAAAGUAGGAGGAAUUAAUGGCGUAACGUGGCGUGUCGUCCUCGGCGCACGAUAGCUUAGCUCGCUGAUUUUUCAUUCUUUGGAAGAUUUGUGUUCCGCUUUUCUCAACAAAACGGCCAAGCAACACUUUACUCUUGUCUUACCAUUAAUAUACACACAUUUAAACAAAGUAUAUCAGGGAAAUACAGAAUCGGAUAAAGCAAUGAACUUUGAACUUGAAAUGUAAUGUUGUAAAUCAAAGUGUUAAGAAAGGACGAGUCUUUUGCUUUUCUGGUUGGUUUGGAGGAGGCAAUGAGGACGACGGAGUUGGUGAUAGUUGUGGUUGUGUUGGCGGUCGGAGUUCUGGCUUCGACGUCGUUUUCGGCGAAUGUGACGUACGAUCACAGGGCGCUGUUGAUUGAUGGAAAGCGCAGGGUCUUGGUUUCUGGCUCCAUUCACUACCCUCGCAGCACUCCCGAGAUGUGGCCAGACCUCAUUCAGAAGUCGAAGGAUGGAGGUCUGGAUGUGAUUGAGACCUAUGUUUUCUGGAAUUUUCACGAACCUAGUCGAGGCCAGUAUGAUUUCGAGGGACGCAAAGAUUUGGUUAGAUUCGUGAAGGCCGUCGCUGAAGCAGGUCUAUAUGUGCAUCUUCGCAUUGGUCCUUACGUUUGCGCUGAGUGGAACUAUGGUGGGUUCCCUCUCUGGUUGCAUUUCAUACCCGGAAUCCAAUUUCGAACCGACAAUGAGCCUUUCAAGGCAGAAAUGAAGAGAUUCACGGCUAAGAUUGUUGAUAUGAUGAAGCAAGAGAAACUUUAUGCGUCUCAGGGUGGACCUAUCAUCUUAUCUCAGAUCGAAAAUGAGUAUGGGAAUGUUGCUGGACCAUAUGGGUCUCCUGGGAAAUCCUAUGUUAAAUGGUCAGCAGGCAUGGCUUUGUCUUUGGAUACAGGGGUGCCCUGGGUCAUGUGCCAGCAAGGGGAUGCUCCUGAUCCCAUUAUCAACACUUGCAAUGGAUUUUACUGUGAUCAAUUCACCCCGAAUUCGAACAAUAAACCGAAGAUGUGGACUGAGAAUUGGACUGGAUGGUUUCUUUCUUUUGGUGGUUCUUUGCCUUACAGACCCCCAGAAGAUGUGGCAUUUGCCGUUGCACGCUUUUACCAACGAGGUGGAACUUUCCAAAACUACUACAUGUAUCAUGGUGGGACAAAUUUUGGCCGUACUACUGGUGGACCUUUUAUUGCGACGAGUUAUGACUAUGAUGCUCCGAUAGACGAGUAUGGGCUUAUAAGACAACCUAAGUGGGGACAUCUAAAAGAUCUGCAUAAGGUCAUAAAGCAAGCUGAAGAAGCAUUGGGGGCCACUGAUCCAACAAUUACUUCUCUUGGUUCAAACUUGGAGGCAGCUGUUUAUAAAACUGAAACAAGAUGUGUUGCCUUUCUUGCUAAUGUGGGAACCAAGUCUGAUGCCACUGUGACUUUUAACGGCAAUUCAUACAACUUGCCAGCAUGGUCUGUGAGCAUCCUACCUGACUGCAAGAAUGUAGUUUAUAACACUGCAAAGAUUAAUUCUGCAGCCAUGAUUCCGAGUUUCGUACGUCAAUCUUUGAUAGAUGAUGUUGAUGCCUCCAAAUCCUUGGGCUCAGUAUGGAGCUGGAUAAAUGAACCAGUGGGUAUCUCGAAGGAUAAUGCAUUUACCAAACCCGGAUUAUUGGAGCAAAUAAAUACUACAGCUGAUAAAAGUGACUAUUUAUGGUACUCUUUAAGUAUUGAUGUCAAAGGUGAUGAGCCAUUUCUUGAUGGAUCUCAAACUGAUCUCCAUGUGGAAUCUCUAGGCCAUGGCCUUCAUGCUUUUAUCAAUGGCAAACUUGCAGGAAGUGGAAAAGGUAGGAAUGGCAAUUCCAAAGUUUCAUUGGAGAUCCCCGUCACUCUUGUCUCUGGGAAAAACACAAUUGAUCUUCUUAGUUUGACUGUUGGACUUCAGAACUAUGGAUCUUUUUUCGACAAAGUGGGUGCGGGAAUCACUGGUCCAGUGAAGCUAAAAAGUGCAAAGGGUGGUGCUACCCUUGAUCUCUCGUCUCAACGGUGGACAUAUCAGAUUGGACUUAAAGGUGAAGAGUUAGAUCUGCCUAUUGGUGACUCUUCACAAUGGAAUUCACAGUCUACUUUGCCCAAAAACAAACCUUUAACAUGGUACAAGACAAGCUUUGAUGCCCCUGGUGGAAGUAGCCCCGUUGCACUAGACUUAACAGGAAUGGGGAAGGGUGAGGCAUGGGUGAAUGGACAAAGCAUUGGGCGUUAUUGGCCAACAUAUAUUGCUCCAAAUAGUGGUUGCAAUGAUAAUUGCAACUACAGAGGAGCUUUCGAUGCAGACAAAUGCCACAAAAAUUGUGGGAAGCCGUCUCAGGAACUGUACCAUGUUCCCCGAUCAUGGUUGCGACCAAGUGGAAACACUCUUGUAUUAUUCGAGGAAAUCGGGGGUGAUCCAAUGCAAUUAUCUUUUGCCACGAGAGAGAUUGAGAGUUUGUGCUCACACAUUUCGGAAUCUCACCCACCACCUGUAGAUAUGUGGAGCUCAGAAUCAAAAUCAAGAAGGCAAUUAACGCCUGUACUGUCACUCGAGUGCCCAUCUCCUAAUCAGGUCAUUUCUUCAAUCAAGUUUGCGAGUUUUGGAACACCACACGGGUCCUGUGGGAGCUUUAACCAUGGCAAAUGCAGCAGCGCUAGAGCUCUAUCAGUUGUACAGAAGACUUGCAUUGGAUCAAAAAGUUGUAACAUUGGAGUUUCAAUAAACACCUUUGGUGACCCGUGCAAAGGGGUAACGAAGAGUUUAGCAGUAGAAGCUUCCUGUACAUGAGAAGUCGUUGCUCUAUGGGGAAUAAUUGCUACUUAAUUAUUUGCACGAUUGAAUAAGUUCAUUCUCAUGUUGUCACAGUGGAUGCUUACCUGAAAAUGAAAGGUAUCGAACCACUGUAAUCUUGGCAAAAAAGAAAUAAUAGCUCUUCAAUCAAUUUACAACAAUUAUGUUGCGUCUUUUUCUUGAGGAGAAAUGAAAGUUUUCCAGGUUUUUUUUUUAAUAUGUAGGUUUUCUUUAUAAUGUCAUUUGAUCUAUUUUAAGUA